GGUUUCAUAAUACGGCGGGGGUACGCGGUAAAUAUACCAAAAUAAGCUACUACAACCAGAAAAAAAAACCAAACAUUUUCAAUGUUUUUUGUUGUUGUUUUUUUUCCUUUAAAACCGCCUCGGUCGGUAGGCUCUUUGUAGUAGCGAAAUAAACCAACCGCUGUGGCACGGUACAGACGAGGUCGGCCAUACCCGAAUUUCUUGUCCUCUACGGCGGGGAAGAAACUGGAUAAGACCCCGGAGCCCAGAACCACCGACGACCGAGCUCGGAGAACCCGCCUUCUUGUCUUCGCAUAUGUGCUUUUGGGCCGAGGGAAGGGAGUCUGCAACGCCCUGGCUUUAGUUUUAAGCUCCGUUUUCUCCGUUUGCAGUGCGCCAUUGGACCUUGUCACGGUAGGUUUCCUUGUAGAGCAGAGCUGAAGCAUGGCGGACCUGGAGCUGUUUUGUCGCGCCAGUGAAGCUACUCAGCCUCGGAUGUUAACAUGUUUCCUUAGGAGCAUCGACUUGCAAUUUCGGUACCGUUUAACCGCGCGGUGCCGUAGCGGAAAACGUUAAUAGCUACCGUUAAAAUACGUUCUCCCGUCAAGUAAUGUCGAGGCUGUAACAUUUGGCCGUUAAAAAUAUUUUCCAUUUUCUUCUUUCUUCCUGUGCCUCCGCAACUCCUUCCAACCCACCACCACGAAAUUUAUCUCGGACAUUAUAUCGAUUUGUUAACACUUGUUUUUGUUUUGUUUUUUUUUUUUUUUUCCUUCCAAUGCUCGGCUUAGUCUGUAAUAAAUUUAACCAAGUUUUAACGGUAGUUAAACAUUUAGCCGUUAAAUAACUGUUAAAUGACUUGAAACGUUCAUGUGGUCCGGGUCUACCCUCUAUGAAACUGGAUAUUAUUAAAUAUUAAAAACCUUUUAAUUUUUGUACUAAAUGCUGACAUUUUAAACGGUAUGACUAUAAAUAUAUAAGAGAAAAUGCCCACUUCAAUCUUCCUUUGAUGUGCCAAGCUGCCCUUGGCCAUGUAAUGCAUCAGCUCCCCAUUUUUAAUCGUCCAUAUGUUGUAAAUAUAAUGAAAUUUUAACGUAUCUGUUUUCCUAACGGCUCCUGAUAUACGUUACGCCAGCUCUUUGGCAACAUUAAAUGGCGAUAUCGACAGUGUUAAUGCAGCUAGGUCACACCGUGGACGCCACGGUGAGCCGGGGCCAUCAAGGACACGAUGAACAACGAGCAGCCGCCAUCAUUGGAGCACAGUUCGGCUACGCCUCGCUGAAGAAUGCACUAGGUUUUGCUCUUAAAUCCCAAUAAGACACGCCAGAAAAACGAAUAAAACGGCCUGUAAACGCCCCCUCGAUCACAUUUAUUAAUUGUAAGCGAAUAUUAUAUUGGUUUCCUGGCUCCGGCCCGGGUGAACAUUUGGCGAGAAGAUUAUGGGUUUGCAUGGCGGAGCUAGAUCCGCGUCCAACGGUGAUGAGGCGCCUCUGCCGAGUGGCGCAUUUGGCUGCAGUGGUUCCAAGCCACCAUUCCCCCUCGUCGGAGACCGAAAGCAGAUCCCCCGUCCGUGGUCAGCUGGUCGCCUACAGCUGCCCGUCCGUCCACGUCCAUUCGCUUCCUCCUUCCGUGGAUCCUCCCCAACCUCCGCUCCGACAGAAAAUCCUCCAUUACCGAGCGGACCGGGCGAGAAAAUGGUCGCUCCUGUGUGUCCACGACACAAGACCGUAAAACCACAAAUGAAUGGAGAAAUGGAGGCAACCACCCAAGACCAAGUUUGGGCGCAGGAUGACCUUUUAAAAUUGCUGGAGGCCAUGAAAGUGGCCCUGCCUCAGAAAGACCUGACUAAAUACAAAACAUCAGAGUCCCACCUUGACUGGCAGAAGGUGGCCUUCAAUGCCUUCACAGCAGAGAUGUGUAAGCAGAAGUGGCAGGAGGUCUCUAAAGAGAUCCGUAAAUUCAGGACUUUAACAGAACUGAUAGUUGAUGCUCAAGACUACAUCAAGAACCCUUACAAGGGCAAGAAAAUAAAGAAACAUCCAGAUUUCCCCAAGAAGCCCUUGACUCCAUACUUCCGCUUCUUCAUGGAAAAGAGGGCCAAAUACGCAAAGUUGCACCCUGAGAUGAGCAACCUAGAUCUAACUAAAAUCCUCUCCAAGAAGUACAGGGAGUUGCCUGACAAAAAGAAGAAAAAAUAUGUUGAAGACUUCUUAAGAGACAAAGAAGCAUUUGUGCAAAGUAUGAUGAAGUUCAGGGAAGAACACCCGGACCUUGUGGAGAGCAUGACCAAGAAAGGGUCAAAUGUUCCAGAGAAGCCCAAGACACCCCAGCAGCUGUGGUACAACCAUGAAAAGAAGGCCUUCCUCAAAACACACCCAGAUGCGACCACCAAAGACAUUAAGGACAGUCUUGGCAAACAGUGGACACAGCUGUCUGACAAAAAAAGACUCAAAUGGAUCACAAAGUCCCUGGAGCAGCAGAAACAGUACGAGGAGACAAUGCGGGAGUACAUACAGCAGCACCCGGAGUUAAACAUGACCCAAGGGGAUAUCGUAAAGUCCACCCUGACCAAGGCUGAGAGGCACCUGAAGGACAAAUCUGACGGCAGACCUGACAAGCCACCACCAAAUGGUUACUCGAUGUUCUGCGCGGAGCUGAUGUCGAGCAUGAAGGACGUACCCAGCACGGAGCGUAUGGUGAUGUGUAGCCAGCGGUGGAAGCUGCUGAAACAGAAUGAGAAGGACGGCUAUCAGAAGCGCUGUGAACAGAGAAAGAAGGAGUAUGAAAUUGAGAUGAACAGAUUUCUCAGUAGUUUGUCGGUGGAGGAGCAGCAGCGGGUCCUGGGCGAGGAUAAGAUAGGUCUUAAGAGAGGCAGUGGAGCCAACAGCCCUGCCUCCAAAAAGAAAAGCCCUAAGGCAAAGGCCAAUCCAGAGAAACCCAAAAGGCCCAUUUCAGCCAUGUUCAUCUUCUCUGAGGAAAAACGGCCCAAACUGCAGCAGGAGCGAUCAGACCUUUCUGACAGUGAACUCACAAGACUGCUGGCACGUAUGUGGAAUGAACUUCCAGAUAAAAAGAAGGAGAAGUAUAAACGCCUAGAAACGGUCCUGAAGGCAGAGUCAGAGAGGAAGGAAAAGGAAGACCGUAGUCGUCUGCCAGACCCACCCAAGAAUGCUCAGGACAUCUGGCAGCAGAGUGUCAUAGGAGACUACCUGGCCAGAUUUAAGAACGACCGGCCAAAGGCACAGAAAGCAAUGGAAGCAACUUGGAGCACCAUGGAGAAAAAAGAGAAGAUCAUGUGGAUCAAAAAGGCAGCAGAGGACCAGAAAAGAUAUGAGAGAGACCUGUGUGAGAUGCGCUCACCUGCUGCUGCCAUUGCCUCAGGGAAGAAGAUGAAGUUUGAGGGUGAACCCAAGAAACCACCAUCAAAUGGAUAUCAGAAGUUCUCUCAGGAAAUGCUGUCCAACGGAGAGCUAAAUCACCUCCCGAUGAAAGAGCGGAUGGCUGAGAUCGGCAGCCGCUGGCAGAGAUUACCGCUGAAGGACAAGGACCGCUAUAAGAAGAUUGCUGAGGAGAAACAGAGGCAGUAUAAAGUCCAACUGGAACAGUGGCUCGCUAGUUUGUCUUCACAAGAGAGAAACACUUACAAAGAAUAUAAUUCACAAAAAAGGAGAACAACAGCAAAACCAGGAGGCCCCAAGGCAAAGUCCAAGAAAUCUGACACGGAGGAGGAGGAGGAGGAAGAGGAGGACGAUGAGGACGAAGAAGACGAGGACGAUGAGCAGGAGAAAGCUUCCUCUGAAGCAGACUCAUCCAGCGAGGAUGAUGAAGACGAUGAGGAUGACGAUGAUGACAAGGAGGAGGAUGAAGAUGAUGAUGAGGCGGAGGACAAGGAGAACAAGUCAGAGGACAGCAGCAGCGAGUCGAAUUCACCAGGGACGUCAGACUCUGAUUCGGACUGAAACGGGCCAAUGUCGUCCUGAGACGAACUGAGCAGCGCUGAGCUGAGCCAAGAGUCCAGGGAGCUCUGCCACUGUGCCAACCCUGCUCUCCUCCCACCACCAGAGGGAGCCCCUGCAUUGCCUCAUCCAUUUCACACUCACCCACUUUAUGUUGCUGCGUCGGUGAUCUGUACUCAUGAAGGGACCCUGCCCUUAUGUCCAAAAUCUGUUUCAUUCCCUCCCCGCUGUGAUGGUCAUCUCACAGCACCGGCCGCUGACAUGAUGCCAAAAACAGCAUCCCACUGGUUUGGUGAUGUCAUGAACAUUUCUGCUGCUGGUUUCAAUCUUGAUUUGCAGGUUCAGUGGUUUAAAGUUAGAGUUUUACUGUCAAGGGUAAUGAAUAACCCUCCAGUGUUUGUUCUGUUGUUCUGGUAAUUAGUUGAAGACAGGUGGCGUGAGUUGUGAACAGGCUUUAGAGAGCCAAAGAACAUAGUAUGGGGGAUCACUUUAGGAAGGGGGGGGUGUGCGGGGCACUGAAAAAUUGCACUCUUCAGAAUGUUUCCUUUAAUAUGUUUUUCCAGAACAUUGUCGCUUUGUUCUCUCUCUCCUCAAUUUUUGAUGUAGAUUUUAUCAUUUGGUUCUUAAAGAGGUGGUAUUUUUUCAGGAAAAAAAUCAAGCCAUUAUGAAUGUCGUUUUUUUUUUUUUUUUUUUUUUUUUUUUAUUUUUGCUUGAAAAUUUCUGAGCUUGUUUCUUACCUGUGUUUUACGUUAAAAGACACAGUGCCUAUAAAGUGUUCACCCCCCCUUUGACCUUUUUCAUGUUUUACUGUUUUAAAAUGAACCAAAGUGGAUGAAAUAGGGCUUUUUGACACUACUCAACAGAAAACUCUCUUAAGGAAUACCCCAACAUUUAUGGGAAAUCGACUUAUUUUCUGAACUUGACUACGCCCAGACGUGAUGUAGGGUGUAAUCAAGAAGUGCAGCAAACGUUUGAACACAGAACUGAAACUGACAUUGUUUUUCGUUUAACUCUCUGAAAGCUAGCAACGAGCUAAGGGAAAUUUCCAAAAUGUCUCCCUGUAACGCCACAAGGAAAACAAGUCUCUACAAAUGGAUCCAGAUUAAGCCCAAAUAUAAAACACAAGACAGCUGGUUGCAUAUGUAUUCACCCUCUUCAAUAGUUAGCAGAAGCACCUUUAGCGGCAGUCAGACUUGGGACUGAACUUCUUAGUACCACUCCCACCCAACUGCCAAAUCGUGGUUUUUAGGGACCGUGAGUAAAUGCCAAUUUUCAUGUUCAGCCACACAUUCUUCACUGGAUUUAAGUCUGGCCUCACUCAUGCAUUUCUUGCAUCAACAAAGCCUACUGUGAGCAGAUUUACAGCAGUGCCAUAUUCUUAACUUUUUUUUAAUCGGUUGACCCUACUGUAGUCUGCAGGCUAUUCCGUCCCUUGAAAUUUUUCUUUUAUCCUUCCCCCUGAUUUAUAGUUUUAAGUAAAGUUCUUGCAGUUUAUGCAGAAUGUCCCUUUUAUCUUGAAAAUGAAAUUCGCAGGCUGUUGGCCCUUCCGGGUACAGGUGUAUUUACUGGUCAAACUCUGAUUUACACACAAGUUAUCUCCAUUCAACUUGUGUGUAUCAUAAAAAAAACUGGUGGAUGAAGUCAAUAUUGAAUUAAUUGGUUUUAUGCAUUUUAUCUUAACACUUAGUUUGGAUGAAUUUAUAAAGAGUGUUUUCACUUUAACAUAAAAGAGGCAUUAGUGUCACAUAAGCCUUUUUGCAUUCACUGUGCUUCAUCGUUGGAAAACAAAAAGGUCCAACACUGGUGGAAUACUUUUUUUUUUUUUUUUUUUGUAGGCACUGCAGGAUCCAUUGCCAUGUUACUGUCAUUAAAGGUGUCAUUUAUCAAAAUUAACUGACAUGUCUUGUAGUACAUAAAUUCAUCAGUCUGAAAACAAUCCUGUUUGACUCAGUUGAUUCAGUUUGUUGUGGUCUGACCGUGACGAACAGUGUUCAGUGUUUGCAGUUUGUCAUUGAAGGGAUAACACGUUUUCAGAUUUAGAGCUCAAUCUGACCGUGGUUUUAAGGAGUACGUCACACAUUUGGUGUUUGUUUUCUUCCUCUAAACUGUUGUUCUACAUUUCAGUUACGGUUUAUUUCAAUUGUUAAUAGGUUUGUUUUUAAUUGUGAGCUGUUGCGUUCUGAUCCAUCUGGAUUCGUUGGUUGAGCUGUAUGGUCUCCUCUGUUUUUUUUUUUUUUCUUUUGAAUUUUUAAUGGUAUUGACUGUAAUCCAUCUGGGUUUUAGUCUGAUGCUUAUCCCAAAAAAAAGUGUGCACUUAAUAUAAAUCUGUCCCUCUGUGUGAGUUUGUGCAUGCAUGCACAGAACUAUGUAUAUAUGAGGGUGUAUGUGUGUUUCUUUGCUUUAAUGUGUGCUGUUUUUGCUGUUUUGUUGCAUACCAUGAUGUGACUGCAGCGUGCAUGUAUGUGCCUGUGUGGGGACAUCAUACCAACACCAUGAAUGUAGAUAUUGUUAAAUCUUUUAAAUUUUUUUUUUUUUUUUCUCUCUCCAAAGGUCUUUAGUGAUUCUUUUGCUCGGCGCUGUCAUGUCAUUUGUUACCUGAAAACAGACUAAUGACAAGACUUCCACGACCAUCAUUUUGGGUCUACAGACAAACAAGUACUUGGCAACUAUUAAUAAUCCGUUCGUAAUGGACUGACUUUGACCAUUAGGAGUCUCGUCACAGACUGAAAUAAAACCAGCGUGGACUAUUUAAAUAACUUGGGGAGGGGAAAGGAAAGUGAUGCUGAUAUCGAUUGAUGGGAGUUUGUAAAGGGAUUGGGGGAACUGAGUUGCCAGUGGAAUUGGGGUAAAAAAAACAAAAAAACAACAAAAAAAAAAAAAACCUUGUAAUUUUUUUGUAAAUACUGUUUUUGUAUUGAGUGCUUAUUGUUUUGUUAGUAGUUUAAUUUGGCAAACCCUCAUCUGUGAAUUCCGAGGCCAGCGAGCCUUUCACUCACAGGGGAGAAUUUUUUGGUUUAAUUCACCUGUUUUAGUUGUUUCUUCUCUCCCUUAUGUUGGUUUAUAGAGAUAUCUAAGAAAGCAAAGCUUUACAAGUUUGUACUGCUGACCAUUUGACAAAAUUUGAUGUUUUCUAUAGCUGAGGGUGUACUUCUGUCCUUGUAGUUCAAGUAUUUGGGGCAAAUAAAAAUGAUCUUUAACAGUUA
Molecule: messenger RNA, 7135 nt
Organism: Xiphias gladius (swordfish)
Lineage: Eukaryota; Metazoa; Chordata; Actinopteri; Istiophoriformes; Xiphiidae
Gene: ubtf
Product: upstream binding transcription factor
Exons: 22
Coding region: 1416-3935 (839 amino acids)
Source: RefSeq, a predicted model, not a curated record